Molecule: messenger RNA, 1178 nt
Organism: Cynara cardunculus var. scolymus (artichoke)
Lineage: Eukaryota; Viridiplantae; Streptophyta; Magnoliopsida; Asterales; Asteraceae
Product: alcohol dehydrogenase-like 4
Exons: 10
Coding region: 15-1178 (387 amino acids)
Biological process (GO): formaldehyde catabolic process
Cellular component (GO): cytosol
Molecular function (GO): S-(hydroxymethyl)glutathione dehydrogenase [NAD(P)+] activity; zinc ion binding
Source: RefSeq, a predicted model, not a curated record
AACACAGGAAGAUCAUGGAAAGCAAAGCCAUUAAUGAUCUUUCGGACAAAGACAUUAUAUGCACAGCUGCUGUGGCGUGGGGUCCUGGGCAGCCUUUGACUAUACAGCAAAUUCGUGUCCAACCCCCUCAGAAAAUGGAAGUUCGAAUCAAGAUUCUUUUCACUUCAGUUUGCCAUACUGAUCUUAGUUCUUGGCAGGGCCUGAAUGUAUCUCAACGAGUGUAUCCUCGGAUUUUUGGACAUGAGGCCUCCGGGGUGGUUGAGAGUGUAGGGGAAGGUGUGGAGGACAUGAAGGAAGGGGAUCAUGUUCUUACCAUCUUUAAUGGAGAAUGUGGUGAAUGUGUUUAUUGCAAGUCCAAGAUCACCAAUCUGUGUGAAAGGUUUCGUGUGGAUCCGUUACAAAGUGUGAUGAGGAAUGAUGGGAAGACGAGGUUCUUGACUCAAGAUGGAAAACCCAUUUACCAUUUUCUAAAUACAUCCACUUUUACUGAGUACACAGUCGUGGACUCCGCCUGUGUCGUCAAGAUUGAUCCAAAAGCUCCCCUCGACAAGAUGACCUUACUCAGUUGCUGUCUCUCAACAGGAUUUGGAGCUGUAACCAAUACUGCAAACAUACACCAAGGGUCAACUGUGGCAGUUUUUGGAUUGGGUGCCGUAGGAUUGGCGGUGAUACAAGGAGCCAAAACAAGAGGAGCAUCUAAAAUCAUAGGAGUUGACAUCAAUGUCGACAAGAGUAUCAAAGGUGAAUCAAUGGGAAUGACAGAUUUCAUAAACCCGAGGGAUUUUAAAACGUCAGUCCAUGAGAAAAUAAGGGAAAUGAGUGAAGGAGGGGUGGACUUCAGCUUCGAGUGUGCAGGAAACCUUGAUGUUCUUCGUGAAGCCUUCUUGUCGACUCACGACGGUUGGGGGUUAACAGUAGUAUUGGGGAUUCAUCCAACACCAAGGAUGUUGCCAUUACAUCCAAUGGAGUUGUUUGAUGGACGAAGAAUCACAGGAUCAGUGUUUGGUGGUUUCAAAGCCAAGACCCAACUUCCACUUUUUGCCCAUCAUUGUAUGCAUCAUCAGGAGGGGCUAAAAUUGGAGGAGUUUAUAACCCACGAGCUUCCUUUCAGCAGCAUCGACCAAGCUUUCCAACUGCUCAUUAAUGGAAAAUCAUUAAGAUGCUUGCUUCAUCUUUGA